Molecule: messenger RNA, 417 nt
Organism: Babesia sp. Xinjiang
Lineage: Eukaryota; Apicomplexa; Aconoidasida; Piroplasmida; Babesiidae
Exons: 2
Coding region: 1-417 (138 amino acids)
Source: RefSeq, a predicted model, not a curated record
AUGUUGCCCUGUUUAUUUUUAUUGCCGUUGUUGGCUAAUGCAGCCGUACAAAAGAAACGUGUUGUACCUCAUAGGCAGGAUAUUAGCAAGAUCAUCGAUGAACACCCUACGCGCGAAGGGAUUAUACUUCGGGAUAUAGAGAUAGCCAUGGCUCAUGGGCUUACGCAAUGCAAAUCAGUAGGCUCCAAUGUGCCAAAAAAGGAAGAAAAAUGGUUCUUGAUGCACGGACUUUUAAACGUUUGUCCAGCAUGGAUAAUUAGCGGAGAACAAUGUGUAGAAUCAAAGUCGGAGGCUGAACUCAAAAAAAGCCGAAUUAUCACCGUAAAUGAACUCAAGGGGUCUCUAGAUCGACUGCCGUUCACUCUCGGUGACAUCGUAGACGAUACAUAUAUCCUACAUCUCCCAUUCCAGUAUUGA